Molecule: messenger RNA, 2190 nt
Organism: Perca fluviatilis (European perch)
Lineage: Eukaryota; Metazoa; Chordata; Actinopteri; Perciformes; Percidae
Gene: tpbg
Product: trophoblast glycoprotein b
Exons: 1
Coding region: 463-1602 (379 amino acids)
Biological process (GO): negative regulation of canonical Wnt signaling pathway
Cellular component (GO): plasma membrane
Molecular function (GO): protein binding
Source: RefSeq, a predicted model, not a curated record
CCAGACUCCCGACGUCUGGGAAAGCAGCAAGCUGGAAGUACGUAGCCCAUGUAUUAAUACAUGGGAGACAGAGGAUAGUCUGUCUCAGAACCAGCAGCCCGACUAAGAUAUUGGUCAUUCUGCGCCGGACUUCGACACAGCACUGGGACUGGAAACCAUUCCGUAAAGCCUGAGGUUUGGAAGACAAUCAAGAAGAGGGAAGCCUUGAAGUUUGCGAGCUUCGUCCGCAUCCCCUUUAUCUUCAUGGAAACGUAGAGUUCACCUACACCAGGAUGGUCUGGGGGUAGUUCUAUGGAGUCUGAGUUGGCACUGGGAGCAGUUUUCGAAAAGAUAAAGGCGGGAAACACAGUCGGAAAAACUUUCCCUUGUUCAAGAAGAAGAAGAAGACGACGGUGAGUGGGUCGGAUUGUUGUAAAGUAAUCUUUACGCACGUUCUGCGCAGACAGAUUUGCACAAUCCAAGAUGCGCCUGUUGAACACGUCGUGCGGAUGUGACCGCGGAGAAAUGCGAGCGAGAACACACAUGUCCGGAAUGUUGCGGUUUCUUUUCCUGCUCGCGGCUGUACUGUCAUGUCACGGCUGUCCGGAAAAAUGCUCUUGUGUCUCACAAACUGUGAAAUGCCAAGACCUGGGCUUGGAAGCGAUUCCGCAGUCUCUACCGGUCAAUACCAAAAUACUAUUCGUCACAGGAAACAACAUUUCCCGGAUCAGUGUGGACUCUUUCCCAACCCGCCUGCAACUGUUGUCAGAUCUCGAUCUCAGUGGGAAUGACGUGGAGUCUGUGGAGGCUAUGGUAUUUGACAACUUGCCAAACCUUGUGAGGCUGGACCUUAGCAACAACAGAAUCCAGAAUUUCAGCAAAAGAGCUUUCCCUGCUGAGAAUAAAGUGCAGCACUUGGACCUCAGUAGGUCUUUCCACAAUCAUUCCUUCAUGGAUGUGGUCCUGAGCGUUCUUCAGAGUGGAAACCUCCUCCAGCUGACAGUCUUGGACCUGUCCAACAAUAACCUGGUGAUUCUUCCAGACAACCUAUUCACCAGCCUCUCCAACCUGGUAAACCUCAGCCUGCAGAACAGCUCCAUCAUCUCCAUCCAGAACGGGACGCUGAGGGUGCCGCCGCUGCUACACCUUGACCUGAGGGACAACAGCCUGAGGGACCUGGCCACCUCCACCCUGGCAGAGUUCAGCCUCAAGCCUGCACUCCGCAUCCAGCUGGCGGGGAACCCCUGGCGCUGCGACUGCUUCAUGGACGACAUGCUCCAGUGGCUGAAAAACUCCACUCAGGUUGUUGACCUACAGAACCUGACCUGUGAAGACCCAGAGGCCCUGAGACGCCAGCCACUCCUGCAAGUAGAGCAGUCCCAGCUGAAGUGUUCAGGCGACAUGAAAGGCGUGCUGGAGACUUCGUAUGUUUUUCUCGGUCUGGUGCUGGCCCUGAUUGGUGUCAUAUUCCUGCUGGUGCUCUACCUGAACAGAAAAGGCAUCAAGCGGUGGAUUUACAACAUCCGGGAUGCUUGUAGGGACCACAUGGAGGGGUACCAUUACAGGUACGAGUUAAACUCUGACCCACGUCUGGCCAACCUGAGCAUCAAUUCGGAUGUGUGAGCGAGGACGGGACACUGUCUGGCACCCCGCAGUGAGAUAUUAAAUGACUUACACUGUUAGAUUUUGCAUGAAAGUCUUCCUCCCCUUCCCCCACCCCCCCCCCACCCACAUGAUGCUAUUCAGAUUUCACAUCUGUCAUGGCUCCUAAUUAACCCCUCUCACAACCUCCAUUUAACCACUGCCGCAUGUCCAAUACAAGUACCCGGCAGCUGUGAUGUCAAUUGCGUUCCUCCGUGUAACAUUGCAUGGACAAUGAAUCUUUUUUUUUUUUUUGUAGAGAGUUGCAAAAGUGAUAUGUUCUAUUUUUACUUUUCCUAAAGAAUAAACGUAUGGAGUACAUUGACUUUUAAGUGAAAGAGAACAAAAAGACACUUUGCUGGUCAUUGCAUCCUUGUCAUUAUGCCUCUGCUGCAGAGAAAUGCUCGUUGUAAUGAGUUUGUUCUUUUUAACAUGUGAAUUUGUGAUAUACAACAUGCCUCUUGAAUAGUUAUAGUGCACAAUGCAUAGUUUUUGGAUUUUAGUAGGUGGAUGUAAUUUUUUUUUUUGCUGUGAAGCUAUAAGGCUGAAUAAAAUGCCUCUGAUUGCUGG